Syngnathoides biaculeatus (alligator pipefish) is the source of this 3225-nucleotide messenger RNA. It is a transcript of the gene necab2, whose product is annotated as N-terminal EF-hand calcium binding protein 2. The coding region runs from base 43 to 1317 and encodes 424 amino acids. Gene Ontology annotation, cellular component: cytoplasm. The record is from RefSeq and is a predicted model, not a curated record. Gene Ontology annotation, molecular function: calcium ion binding. Gene Ontology annotation, biological process: regulation of amyloid precursor protein biosynthetic process. The transcript has 12 exons. Lineage: Eukaryota; Metazoa; Chordata; Actinopteri; Syngnathiformes; Syngnathidae.
UCUCCCCCAUAGAGCUCAGCAUGAGCGCUUCCGAGCAAAAGGAUGUGUGAGCAGGCAGCGCGCUACUGUAGGGACGGAGUCCACAAACUGCUGAACAAAGAACAAGCGAAACUUCGAGCCCAAGAAAGCCGCGAACACACCAAGCCCGUAGCCGGUGAGGACAGCGAGUCCGAAACGGCAGCGCAGUCAGGAAACAGCGGCGCCCAGCCCGGUGGAAUUGACGGGCUCGUCCGCUGGAUCGUCACCAAAAUGAGCGACAACAAAAACAUCUCCAGCCGGGAGUACGCCACCAGCAAGGAGGAGGUGGCAGUGGCUCAAGAGCAGUUCUUCGCCCCUGAACCGCGGAGAGGUAUCUCCGUCAUUUUGGAUAUCUUCAGAAGAGCUGACAAAGACGAUGAUGGUAAACUCUCUCUAGACGAGUUCCAGGCGUUCUUCUCCGAUGGCACGUUGAACGAGGAAGAGCUGGAGAAGUUGUUUCAUACCAUCGACUCAGAUAACACCAGGAUACUAAAAAUUUCAGACUACUUUGCCAAGCACAUGGGGGACUACGAGGGAGUUCUGGCCUCAUUGGAAACACUCAACCUUUCCAUUCUCAAAGCCAUGGACUUCACAAAAAAGGUUUAUGAGAGAGGAACAAAUGUGGAACAAUUUGUGACUCGUUUCCUACUGAAGGAAUCAGCCAAUCAGAUCCAGUCUCUUUUGAAUUCUGUGGAGAGUGCUGUGGACGCCAUUGAUGAACAACACAGCCAGUCAGGUCACAUUCCAGCAAAGACAAGUCCCCGGAUGUCGGAGAGCCGUCAUGACAACGUUGUUCCUGAUUAUCCCCCGAACAACAGAAUCAGUGCCAGGGAGGCUGUCAGGACCAUCAACACCGCCUCAGGUGCGGUAGAGGUCAGGAAAGAGAGUCUCGAGGCUCAAAUCAAUCGUCUAUCUGAACUCAUUGGACGACUGGAGAAUAAAGCAGUCUGGUUUGAUCUGCACCAGAGGCUAACGGACACAGAUGUCACCACAAGUGCAUCAUUAUUGCUGAUCCGUCAGGAGAUGGUGGUUUCCCAGAAGAAGCUCGGUGACUAUUGUGAGGCUUUGAAGCAAUACCUUAAGAACGUCUCCACUCAGAGAGACUGCUUUCAUGUAACGGCAGUUCGUCUGCCAGAUGGUUUAUCCUUUGUCGUCUAUGAGUUCUGGGAUGGUGAGGAGGAGUGGAAGAGGCACCUUCAGUCAAGCCCCAAUAAAGCCUUUCAGCAUGUGAAAGUGGACACGCUGUGCCAGCCGGAGGCCAUUUCCUCUGUCGCCGUGCCAGACGGAGAAUCAGCGUGAAAAUCUGAUUUAGCCAUGUGGCCAUUUGGAGGCAAGGCACGUUGGAUGGCUGAGGGUCGACGCGUCAUGAAACCUGAUGUACUGUACGACAAGGCAGAAAUGCUCAAGUCAAUGCAGCCCUGGAAUGUACUUCUUCCUUUCCAAUGUGCUCGCUCCAAUUGGUUCUAAUGGUAAAUGAACUGCCAAUGCCGUUUCCUGUUGAUACAAUUCUGGCAUGUCGUUCACUGUGCAAUCUGUUUUUGUUUUUCUCGACUUUCGAUCUCCUGAGUACAAUUUGUGCUUUAUCAUGAAGCGAAUUUGUUCUGCCUUUGAAAUGUCAUGAAACAGGCCUUGACUGAAUGUGUGCUGGCUCACUAGGACUGACGGUCACAUACCGCACGAGAUGGAGACUUGGCCUCCUGAAGGCAACAGCCUUUCGUGCUGAGAGCCGAUGUCACUGGAUUUACCUCACGAUUCUUAGUACACAACUCCAGGGUCCAAAUCAGGAAUUCGGCCAAUUUCCUAAUAUCAAGGCUACAAUUAAUUCCUUCUGUGAUUGUGUUAUUUUAUAUUCUUCAACUGAAUGCAUGUCACCUGAAUGUCUAGUAAAUUCUUUGCUGUAAUAUUAGGUCAUACUACUUCUUUUUGAGUUUGGUGCAUUUCUUAAAUUCUUUUCCUCCUUUUUCUAGUAGUCCUCAGAAGGAGAUAGAGACUAAAAUAUAUUGUAUACAGUAGAUAUGUUUGACUAGAAAAGUGGAAUACAAGGAUGACUAUUGCAUUUUAUGACAUUAACUAUUAAUUCUUAAAUGUUUCUGUAAAACAGGUCUUGUAGACAUUAAAGGGAUGCAAGUAUUUGUCAAAAUUUUAGAAAAUGUAGAGCAAUGCAAAUUCAAUAAAGGGAUGAUACAAAAUAGUGCCUUGAUAUGUGAUGUUUAUACUUUUGAUAUGCAAAUGUUGUAAUUAUACUUGAUAUUAAGCAUAUCAGAUGAAAAUAUAUAUUUAAAUGAUUGCACAGUGGGUUUAGAUUCAAGAACGUCUGUACAAAUUUCUGUUGGAACCUCUGAGUGUGGCGUAUGUACGCUGUCACCAUGGUUGUUUUGUUUUGCAGGUUUUCUUGUUACUUCUCACAUCCCCUCAGAAAAACAAAACUAAAAUAUGCUUCGUAGGUCAACAGAUGACUCAUAAUUGACCAUUAGUGUGAUUUUUUUUUUUUUUUGGUCGAAAGGGACAAGCCGAAAGAAACUUACUUUUACUGUAUGUGCCUUCCAAUUUGAUUGACAAGGCACUAUGAGGUUUACCCAACUCCUUCCGAAACUCACCUUUGAAAGGUCUCAGUUGCCUGCAAACCUCAUGAGGACAAGUAAUAUGGAUAAUGGGUGGAAAGAAAAUGUUUCAAUUCAGACGAGGACCCACCAUUUGCUUUUCAGAUGAAUUUGCCUACAUGAACAGCAAUAAAGAUGACUAUAGACGUUAUUAUAAUUACUUUAAGUCCGCAAGGAUUUGGACAGUGACAUCUUUUCCAUUAAAUAAAGGCAACAAUAGAUUUGGGAGCAGGGUGUCAAAAUUUUGUCAUAUUGUAGAGUUUAAAUGGUUGGAAUAUGUUGAUUCUGUGAGGCAUUCACAAGCAUUCUUGUCACUCAGCUCAGCACCUUGAGCUCUCUUCAUCAAGGACAUUGUGAAUUCCCCUUCACAAUGUGGCUAAUAGCCAGUUUUUGAAUGUCCUUAUGAAUAUGUCUUAAGUUAGACUUAGUCAUAACAUUUUGAACAAUGACUGCAUAAAAAAGACACAUGGAUUUUUUUACUGAAUGUCUGACAUGAAAUUAGACUCAACUUUUCCUGUUUUAGGUCAAUUAGGAUUACUACAUUUAUUUUUAUUUGCUAAAUACCAGAAGAAUUUUUUUUUUAAAAGACAAACCCAUAUACGUCAUG